AUGGUCACGCAUAACCUCCGGUCUCGCCUACCUGAGGCAUUUGGGCCACGCAGCUUAAAUGGUGCCAUACUAUCCAAACUACAAACUUACACACUGCAGUCGAGUUUCGUGUUCCCGAGGAUAGCUAAGAUCGGGAGCCAUGACGGUUGCUUGCCUGCCCCUCCUUCCUCUUCCACGAAUGCAACCGAUACAGCUGCAUUUGAAGCUAUGGUUGAGAACGGCAGGGGGCCUAUAUGCCCGGGUCAGCUGCUCUGCCGUCUGUUGCUGUUGCGCCACGGCCUGAUGCAUCCCUCUCUAGUCUCCAUUCGGAAGUCAGAGAGGCUUUCUUUUGAGGCCUACGCUAAACUCAGACAGCAUUUUCUGGCUAGAAUGGCCCAGGUUUUUUAG
Messenger RNA from Protopolystoma xenopodis, 387 nucleotides. NCBI's taxonomy places the organism in Eukaryota, Metazoa, Platyhelminthes, Monogenea, Polystomatidea, Polystomatidae. The record is from the annotation of a GenBank genome assembly.